CGGGAGAAGCGUUGGACGGGAGUGACCGGUGGGGCGUUGACAUGAUGGAAAUUGGAUCGGAGUUUCGGUGGGGUUUCGUUCUGGCGAGAGUGUGAAUGACUGGUAAAGAUUUUUUAGUCAUAAAUUUGGGGUGAGCCGGUCAAUGGAUCAUAGAGAGAGAGAGAGGGGAGGGAUCUUCUUCUUCUAUUCGAACUUUAAUGAAAAUUGAUCCUUCAAUGAAAGUUGAUCCAAUCCGAACCGAACCGACCGAACCAAACCCAACCAACCGGUUCGAGUUUUUACACCCGUAUUUCAGAAUUUAAUUUCCAGGGGCUUGGGAUGGCUUAGGGCUGAACCCCUUGGAUCAACAAUUUUCAUUUUUCCGUAUCAGUUCCCAUUGUUUUCUCUUUCAAGAACCUCCUCUUCACUUCAUUCGCUUAUCACUCUCAACCUCGAUUCCUUCGUUCUCUCAUAGAAAACUUGAUGACACGGCGUCGGAAUUUGAUUGUUGCCGUUGGGCUGAUAGCCUUUGCAUCUGCUGGAUUAGCAUUUCCCUUUUACAUGGCGUCUUCAAAAAAACCAGUUAUAGAUCCGACAAAGCCGCUUCCACCACAGGCCACUUUUCGAGGUCCUUAUAUCAACACUGGCUCCCGAGACGUUGGACCCGACCAUCAAACUUACACCAAGAAGUGAUUUCUUUUGAAUCUUUGCUUCGUUUCCCAAAUGUAUCUGUUGUUUUAUUUCAAUGUAGAAGAAGACUGCGUGAAUUCUUGUUCUUCUCAUUUAUGGAGAAACAAUAGAGUAGUUCACUUGAUAUACAAAUCAAAUCUUUGUAGAUUAUAGAAA
Messenger RNA from Cucumis melo (muskmelon), 825 nucleotides. RefSeq lists its product as uncharacterized. The transcript is spliced from 4 exons. The record is from RefSeq and is a predicted model, not a curated record. NCBI's taxonomy places the organism in Eukaryota, Viridiplantae, Streptophyta, Magnoliopsida, Cucurbitales, Cucurbitaceae. Bases 463 to 672 code for a protein of 69 amino acids.